AUGAAGUUUGUCUACUGGACGAGCUGUCAUAUGGAACGAAAGCGCAAAUUGCCUGCGCGGGCAGCUGCUCGAGGAGAAACCGCUGCAAAAAAGCGCAAUGUUACGCCCCGAGAGCGCUCUGCGACACCCGCUGCUCCCCCGCCAGCGCCAGUCCCAGCCCCAGAUCCGGAGCCAGAAGAGCCUCCGCCGCCGCCGCUGCCCAAGUCGGUCCAGGCUGGCAAACCGCUUCCUACGGUCGAAGUCGCGCAGCCUGAGGAUCUCUCUUCCAAGGAGUAUCAGUCUGUUGGCGAAAGCGGCGUACUCGCCGAAUCGCUCUCACGAUCCCGUCACAAAUGGAUUAGCGAAGGUCUUUUUGCUAAAUAUUGGACGAAACCGCACAAGCGCAAGGGUGUACUCAACGAAGACCCCAAGAAUCCGCCCAAGGAGACCAUGUCAAAGGUCGGCAAUGUGACAAUCACAAUCGAGCCGCAUAUAAUCGAAGCGACGAUGUAUGUGGUCAAGGAUCCAAAACCGAAAGUCCAACCAUCACCACAACAACAACCGCAGCAACGUCCGAUUAUUCAAUAUGGCCCUCCAAAUGGCUCGAUGCCCCCACCAGUCGCACCUCCAGCACCGACAGCUGGCACCCCCAACCAGACCAAGGUAGCUACGCCAAAAUCUGUGCCGCCCAGUCCAGCCCCGGGUGCGGCUCAGAGUCCGGCGCAACCACCUCAACCUAUUCCUCGGGCUCCUCAAGUUCAGACUGCCGCCCUGUCGACAGCUCAAAAGCCUGGAAAUGCUCCGCCAUCCAACAUGACACCACCUGCAAACCCGACCUACCAACAGAGACCACAAGCUGUAGGAGGACCUGUAGCACCAUCUCCAACCCCUCCGCCAGUAGGGCAUCCGUCACCUAACGUUACUGGGCCGGCUGCACCGAUUCCAGCACCGGCGCCAGCUGGCCCAAUGGCCGCUCCUGCAAUGUCUCCAGCGCCGAGACCACCGCCAAAUGCUCAAGCACCAGCAGGUGGCCUCGCGAAGCCCGCCCCAGCGCCAGGACCUGCAGCGCCAGGUUCCGCGCCUGCGGCGAAACCCUCUGCAAAUGACCCUGUUAUUGCUUUGCUCGCGCAAAAAGCAUCAGGAGACGCAGAGCUUCGUGAUCUCAUGAAGAGAGUGGCCGUGGGACAGGCAAAAGAGGGCGAAUUGGCGCAUUUCCAAAAGAUAAUUGAUCAAUUGAAUGCGGAAUAUCGAAGCAGGGGAGGGCAACAAGGACCAUCAGCCGACCGACUUUUAGUGGAUGGUCGAACGGUUCAAUAUUUCGCUACUGAGGUUCGGACCAUUCUUGACAUUGUUCUGGCUUCAAACCCCAACCAGAAAUCGUCUGACUUGCGACCACCACAAGGAAGUGAUCCACUCGUCGUUCAGCUUGUCAAAACUGCCUUGGAUGAUACAAAGACUCGAGAUAUGAUCCGCAGGAUUGCGGAAAGCCGACCGGGCUUCACCGAUGCCACGGAUCUGAAGGAAAUAUUGGAUAGACUGCACCGCGAUAUGAAGAGUGCGCCACAAGCUUCUGCUCCAGUACAAAACCGACAGCCAGCUCCGAAUGGCAUGCCAAAUGGUCAGGCUAAAGCGCCACAAACUUCGGCCUAUCCUGGGGUUCAGGCUCUACGGUCCAAGGGGCCUCCACCUGCUCCCAAGCAAGAUGUCACGGCAGUUGUAUUCGACUUUGGAAGUGGAGAUCGAUAUCUUUUCCCCAAGUUCAGCAUCUUGGAAUAUUUACCUACAUCAUCCGGCCAGCAAGUCGUCGCUUCAUUCCUGAUUGUUCGUAAGGGAAGCACGUCAGAAUAUGGAGGAGACCCCAAACUUGAUUAUUACCAGCCUGUCACGAUACGCCUUUUCACGCAGACCGGUCGCCAAUUGGAUAAUCUGGCACGAGUUGUUGCUCCUCAGGAUGAGGUUCGGCGUUAUAUGGAUGAUGUGAUGGACAACAUGACAAGGGCUGAGUACGUGCUUUUGGCCAUGAGGCUUCCAAAAGCCUCACCAGAUGGCGAGAAGGAUGGCACAGCUUCGGAGGAACCCAGAACCAAUGGAUCUACACCAAAACCCGACGCAGCAACCGAAGCAAAGGCCGCCCCGAAACCUGGUGUCCUCUGGAUUUCCAAAGGAAACUCAGAAACGCCAUCAGUGGAAGGGCGGUUGUCUAAGCCUGCUCGGGAUGCUGAGCAGGAAGCGGAGGCCAAAUAUCAGCGUUUGAUAAACCAGGUGUCCGCUAAAAACACUGGAGCUUAA
This is a messenger RNA of Fusarium coffeatum, 2268 nucleotides long. RefSeq lists its product as uncharacterized. Gene Ontology annotation, biological process: chromatin remodeling. NCBI's taxonomy places the organism in Eukaryota, Fungi, Ascomycota, Sordariomycetes, Hypocreales, Nectriaceae. The record is from RefSeq and is a predicted model, not a curated record. The transcript is spliced from 3 exons. Gene Ontology annotation, cellular component: Swr1 complex. Bases 1 to 2268 code for a protein of 755 amino acids. Gene Ontology annotation, molecular function: ATP-dependent H2AZ histone chaperone activity.